AUGCGUCUGCUGCGGAGCAGCCUGAAUGGGAGCUUUGAGCUAGCCCCUGAAUUCCCGAGAAAUGUAACGCCACCUAGGUAUGCCAUUUUGUCACAUACGUGGCUUCAAGGCGACCUGGAGGUCACAUAUGAGGAUAUGCGGAAUAAAACGGCCCAGGCCAAACCCGACAGCUGUGCCAAAAUCGAGUUCUGCAGCAAACAGGCCGCCAAAGAUGGCAUCGAAUUUUUCUGGGUGGAUACAUGCUGUAUAGACAAGCAAAAUCCAAAAGAGUUACAAGAUGCUAUAACAUUGAUGUUCCGAUGGUAUCGUCGUGCGGUCACAUGCUAUGUCCACAUGGCCGAUGUAACUGGGAAAAGCGCCAACUUGGUGCAAACCUGGGACUCGGAAUUCCGCAAGUCCAGGUGGUUUACACGCGGCUGGACGCUCCAGGAGCUUCUUGCUCCGACAUCCGUGGAGUUCUUCUCGCGACAGGGUCAACGCCUUGGCGACAAGUCGUCUCUACACCAAAGCAUCCACAAAACAACUGGCAUUCCGCGUGCUGCACUUCAGGGUGAGCCGCUUAAGAACUUCUCCGUCCCGGAACGAUUUCGAUGGGCAUCGGGCAGAAACACGACUUAUCCAGAAGACAAGGCAUAUUCGUUGCUUGGAAUCUUUGGAAUCCAUAUGCCUCUGAUUCCCCACGAGCCAGAAGAGAGUGCUAUGUCUCGUCUGCGAGAAGCGAUAGAAAAAAGAUCUCCGGGCCAGACCGCGCCGGACACCCUACUAGAAAGUCUGCCCAUUAGUCAUUCUGCUGCCUUCGACUCGGCUGAAAAUCAGUAUGAGUCCGUGUGUCUUAAGGAAACGAGAGUCGAGCUUAUCAGGGAGAUCGACCUCUGGAUUGAGUCGCCGGACGAACGCUGUAUCUUUUGGCUGAGCGGGAUUGCGGGCACGGGAAAGUCAACUGUCGCUCACACGAUUGCUCGCAAUCACUCCCAGGACAGUCUUGGGGCGAGCUUCUUCUUCUCCAAGGGCGGCGGAGAUGAUAGUCAGGCCAAUAAGCUCAUCCCGACCCUCGCCUCCCAACUGGCUCAUCGAAUACCAUCCAUUCGUGCACACAUCUGCGAGGCCAUUCGGGAUGACAGUGGCAUCGUACAGAAGGGUAUUCGAGACCAGUGGCUGGAAUUGGUCGUAAAGCCAUUAUCGAAGGUGAAAGAUAUAGAUCGUCGACCCGCGAUACUACUGGUCGUUGAUGCACUAGACGAAUGCACAAACAAGAAAGACAUCGAGCUUAUUCUGAAGCUAUGGUCGGAGACUGACAGGUUGAGUGAGCUUCGCUUGCGGAUUCUCAUAACAAGCAGACCCGAAAUUCCGAUUCGAUACGGGUUUGAAGAGAUCUCAGAGUCUAGACGCAGAGGGGUUGACCUACACGAUGUGAGUCAGGAUACAAUAGAUCAAGAUCUUCGAUCUUUCUUCGAGCACGAAUUAAGCGCUGUGCGCCAGCAAAGGAAUAUCGAACCUCCCUGGCCAGUGGAAAAAGCAAUUGCAGACUUGAUAGAGCUUUCAUAUGGACUGUUCGUCUGGGCUUCAACUGCUUGUCGGCAUAUAAGUUCACACGGACCGGGUGCAAAAGAUCGCCUAGCAAAGCUUAUCAAUGACAAGAAGUUUCGCGCUGGGCAGGAAAAUCUGGAUUCCCUCUACCUCAGCGUCCUCGAAGCAGCCGUACCAAAGGGCGACCAGGAUGACGACGAAAAUGCUGUGAUACACCAAAGACUACGAGCAAUUCUCGGGUCCAUAGUUCUUCUCAACUCCCGUAUUUCUCUACCCGCCUUGGCGAGUCUGCUCAAUAUGGAGCUGGCCACYAUCAAAGACUCAUUGGCAGACCUGCACGCGAUCAUCAGGAUUCCCAAAGAUGAUGAUCAACCGUUGCGUCUUCAUCAUCCUACCUUCCGGGAUUUCCUUCUUGACAAGGGUCGAUGUCGCAAUCUUAAUUUCUGGAUCGAUGAAGUCGCUGCUCAGCAUACACUUGCAAAGAAUUGCAUCCAGCUAAUGUCUAAACAACUCAGACGUAACAUAUGUGGCUUGGAAACUCCCCAAGCCUCCUUGGAUGAUCUUGAUGGCAAUAUGACGGGCCUUAAUUUUCCUUCUGGACUGCAGUAUGCAUGCCUCGAGUGGGCAGAUCAUAUCCGACGUGCAGAAACACAGAUGCGACAAGAGGGUGCACUGCGCGACAACGACCAGACCCAUCGCUUUUUGAAGAAGCAUUUCCUUCACUGGGUCGAAGCUCUCAGUAUCUUGCGGAAGAGUUCGAGCAUGACGACUGUUAUGAGGACUUACUUGUCCCUCCUCAAGCCUGGCGAAAACGCAGAACAGGUACCCUUCAUGAAGCAUGCCCGCAUGUUUAUCGGAGAGAAUCACCCAAAGGCCGAAAAGGCACCUCUGCAGCUUUACUGUGCGGGCUUAUUGUUUAUGCCGACAUGGAACCUACUCCGUCGCCAUUUCUGGUCGAAGCUCCAUCCUUGCUUUGAGGAUGCUCAAAUCGUGAGAAUGGAUGGUCCCGACGAGAAAUCGCAGUACAACUACGUCAACGAUAUAGUAUUCUCACCAGAUGGACGAAAGUUGGCAUCCGGGUCCUUGGAUGAAUGGGCGAGGGUCUGGGAUUACUCAAGAUUGCGAGAAGAGUCAAAGUACCCGGGACACGGGGACAAAGUCAGCUCAGUCGACAUAUCAAGCGAUGGCAAGCUACUCGCGUCAGGAUCGGACGAUUCCACCAUCAAGAUUUUCGCAAUGGACACGACCGAAGCGCUUUACACGCUGACUGCGCACUCCAAGUGGAUUGACUCUGUCGUUUUCUCACCUGAUGACCAGCUGCUUGCAUCCGGCUCAAUGGAUGAGACCGUACGCCUUUGGAAUAUGGCGACGGGCAAAGAGGUUGACACUCUGGAGCCAGGACUUGGCGGCAUAAACUCUGUMUCGUUCUCCCCAGACGGCACAUUGCUUGCGCUUGGCACAGCCAAUCCAGUAAUCAAUCUCUACAGCAUCGAGCAGCGUAAGUUUGUCCACAAACUACGUGGUCACGAGGAGCUUGUAAAUUCUGUCCAAUUCUCUCCUGACGGGCAGCUCAUGGUCUCUGGCUCAGACGAUAACACCCUGCGAAUCUGGGAUCUGACCACGUGGGAAGAAAAGUUUGUCCUUGAAGGCCACGAAGACAAAGUCUGGGCCACCAGUUUCUCUCAGAUUACGCCUUAUAUGGUCGCGUCAGGCUCUGAGGAUAGAACGAUCAAAGUCUGGAACCCUGUCAACGGCAACCUCCUCGCUACACUCAAAGGUCACACUAGCGGCAUCUGUGCCGUUGCAUUCUCCCCGGAUGACCGGACGCUCGCGGCUGCGGCUUUCAAUGAUGAGGUCAGAUUCUGGUAUGCGAAGAAGGAAGAGGUUGGAGCAGUUGAGCCUGCUGGUAAGCUUCCCGACUUCACCCAAGACCAUCUCGAUGAUGAGUCAGGUCAAGCCGCAGAUACAUUGGAGAAUCAACACGGUCACCAAAGUGCAGUCACAUCUCUGGCCAUAUCAUCAGAUGGUCUAUACGUCGCUACCGGUUCUCAUCACGAUACCAUCAAGCUCUGGGACACAGCUGGAAAGGAGAAAGCAGUACUGCAAGGUCAUUCCGGUGGAAUUCUAGAUUUGGUAUUCUCGCCAGACAACCAGCUACUGGCCUCGGCUUCUACAGAUGUGACCGUCUGCAUCUGGGAUAUUGAAUCGGGAAAGCUUUCGCACACACUGCAAGGCCAUACAGAUGCCGUUAAAGUGGUGCGCUUCACCAGUGAUGGCUCGUUACUUGCCUCAUGUUCGAACGACAGUACCAUCAGGCUCUGGGAUCCCAGGGCAGGCGAAUUGCGAAGCGUCCUUCAAGGGCAUGGAAGUGCAGUAAACGAUAUUGCAAUCUCUCCGAAUGAUGAGCUUGUUGCAUCUUGCUCAGCAGAUGCAAUGGUGUGUCUAUGRAAUGUGAAGUCAGCCACUCAGGUGUUUGAUCCUAUCAACGCGCAUGGACAAUCGAUCAACUCGAUUAGAUUUUCGGCUGAUGGGAAGCUUCUUGUGACUGCCUCUGCCGACAUGACUGUGAAAGUCUUUGACGUUGAUGGCAGAGCGUGCAAGUCGUACAAGGGACACACCGGCCCAGUCAAUUGUGCUUCCUUCUCCCCAGACAUGAAGACCAUUGUGUCCCGCUCGGACGAUCUCACCAUCAGGCUUUGGAACUACGAUACAGGAAUUGAGCAACAAACAUUACAAGUCGGUGUUGCGAUACGAGAGGUGUCCUUCUCGGACUGCGGCUGCUAUAUCGAGACUGACAGAGGCUGCUUGAACAUUGCGAACGCCCCCGAUCCUUCUCGCCUGGAGCUCUCCGAGGCAUCAUCAGAGAACGCCGUCCAGGAAAAAGCUGACAUACAAUCCAGCGACACCCAUCCAGUCUUUGCCACAGAGGAAUGGGUGCAGCGCAACGGGACUAAUGUUCUUUGGCUACCUGAACACUUUCGAGUUUCACGCGUUGCAGCAUGGAAUGAGGCCGUGGUUCUGGGCCACGCAUCUGGCGCAGUUUCUUUCUUUCCUCAUCUGGCCUCACGGCAUAUUCCUCUACGCAUUUGA
This is a messenger RNA of Ramularia collo-cygni, 4617 nucleotides long. RefSeq lists its product as uncharacterized. The record is from RefSeq and is a predicted model, not a curated record. Gene Ontology annotation, molecular function: protein binding. Lineage: Eukaryota; Fungi; Ascomycota; Dothideomycetes; Mycosphaerellales; Mycosphaerellaceae. The coding region runs from base 1 to 4617 and encodes 1538 amino acids. The transcript is spliced from 2 exons.